AUGGAGGAGGCUGAAAGUGCGGAAACGUCUUCUCCAAGUCGUGAUUCGACUGGAAUCUUACGAACGAAAAUUUCGUUGGGUCGUAAGCCUUCGGUUAUUAUGCCAUUCUAUCUGAUGAAAAGCGAGUUACCAGGUAGCAUAGUGACUUGUAAGGUUAUGCCAACAGUUCUAACGUUCUCAUUGUCAGAAGCGAGUUCAGUCACAGGGAACAUGAAUCUACUGUCCUACUAUGGACUGGACCACGCAUGGAACAAAUUUUGCAACAACAAGAAACUUAAAGAGGAAUUAAGCGCAUUUCUACCGCAUUUGCCUGGUAGCAUCGAUACGCCUGCUCAGAAAGAUGGAAGUUCAUUGCGACAGCUGAUUGAAAAGCCACCUAUUUGUGGAAAGGAGAUUUUGCCGCUGACAAACGCCGAUUUCGCUGGACUAAAACUUUUCCCCGGAGCUGUGAGUAUACUGUUUUAUUUGUUUUUUAUUUGCAUGUAUUUCAUGUUGCGACUCUAUUUUGUUGUCAGAAUUAAUCCAUACGAAUAA
Messenger RNA from Soboliphyme baturini, 534 nucleotides. NCBI's taxonomy places the organism in Eukaryota, Metazoa, Nematoda, Enoplea, Dioctophymatida, Soboliphymatidae. The record is from the annotation of a GenBank genome assembly.